Molecule: messenger RNA, 2445 nt
Organism: Oryzias melastigma (Indian medaka)
Lineage: Eukaryota; Metazoa; Chordata; Actinopteri; Beloniformes; Adrianichthyidae
Product: zinc finger and SCAN domain-containing protein 23
Exons: 4
Coding region: 174-1457 (427 amino acids)
Biological process (GO): regulation of transcription by RNA polymerase II
Molecular function (GO): RNA polymerase II cis-regulatory region sequence-specific DNA binding; DNA-binding transcription factor activity
Source: RefSeq, a predicted model, not a curated record
AACUUGUAAUGUGGUCCCGCUUCACAAGCACCGUUAGCUCAAAUUAGCUUCAUUGGCUACAUGCUGCCGAAUUCACGUUUACUUGUUUACAUUAAACAACAUUUAUUAUUGGCGGAUUUUAUUUUUACAUGUCAUUUUAUUCGUGAGGGCUUCUGCUCGUGUCGCUAACAAAGAUGGCGUGUCGGGUUUCUUUUCAAACGCGACUCUCGUCCAUCAUGGAGACAAUGGCCAAGUCUGCUCUGAGUCAGGUCUCCCAACUGGUGGAUGAAGACUCCGCUGAGAUUAAGAUGGAGUUAUCUCGGCUUUUAUCGGCAAAUUCCGCCCUGACGGAUAAAAUAAACAGUCUUGAAUGCGAACUUACAGAGGCGAAAAGCGACUCGUCUAAAUUGAUUAGAGCUUGUCGGAGUGUUGGUAUACAGACGGACUGCUACAGAGAGGAGGAUGUUAACUGUGAUUCUGAGCAUGUUGCUAUAGAUGGAAUCUUUGGAAAUGACUGGUGUACGAACCUGUGGAAAGAUAGAGUCCCGUGCAGUCUGCAGAGAUGCGAAGGCUCUCCACAGUCAUUUGAUGAGUCUGAAACAUUGGAGGCUGAUCACAUUACCAGUCAUGAAAACAAAGCACAAGAUUACAUGCAAAAUGUUGCCACCUGCUUUCCGCAGCAGAUGCACCAUGCUGAAGAACAAAACACAGGCAUAAGUGAAGAACCAGAACAGCUCUCCGUGGAUUACUCAGUGGAUGACAGCGGCUUAUCGUUUGACCAAGGCAGAGAACAGGUUGGAGUUGGUCCUGAAGAAGCAGCUGUACAGUUAUUGCCCCUCAACAAUUCAGAAGACACUUUCAGUGCUCACAUCAUUCCAAUUGAAGUAGAAGAAGAAGAAGAGGAAGAGGAUGAUGAUGAUGAUGUCCAGUUUGUUCAAGAAACACAGCAAGUACCAGUGGAAAACACUUCUGAUGAUGCUGGUGUGCUCUCUGUGCAAACCACCAAAAUGUCAAAAACAGUAAAGUUUUCUUGUAAAAUAUGUUGCAGAACUUUCUUUCACAAAGGAUCUCUUACUCGCCACAUGAAGUCACAUAAGUCUAACGUCUGCAAUGUUUGCAAGCAGCAUUUUACUCAUAAAAACCAAUUAGACUCUCACAGGUGUGUGCGGCCUCAUCUCUCGCAAACAUUGACCUCGAGUUGCAAUAUAUGCGGGAAGACAUUCGCCAACCCUUCAGCUCUCAGGAUUCACUAUGUGGUUCACACUGGAGAAAAACCUCACAAGUGCAUUUUUUGUGGAAAAAGAUUUACACAGAAAGGCAACCUGAAAUGCCACGUGCGUAUCCACACCGGAGAAAGACCUUUCAGCUGCAAUAAAUGUGGAAGAACUUUCACACAAAAGGUGAACCUUAACCAUCAUUUAAUGGCACACUUGAACCGACAGGUUGCGGAAAACGACAGUGAUUCUGAAGAUGAUUAAAAAGCUGAUAUUAUAAGCAAAUAUUCCACCACAGAUGCUUGUAGUUCAGGAUAUGUAGCUUUAUUAUAGUACUGUUCUAGUUGGAAGAACUGCUGUUGUCAUGUUUUAACAGUUUACUGUAUUGUUUCUAAUUGUGUGGUAACAAAGUGUUUUGUGUUUUUUUUUUUUUUACCAUCAAAAUGUUUCCUGUCUUUAAUUUAAAAAAAAAUAAUAAUAAAAUUGCUCUGUCUUCUGUUUUACUCGUACCUUCUUUGAAAUAUGUUUUCUUGAUCACCUUGUCUGGGAGUCUUCCAUAUGCUGGAGUUCUUCAGACCAUGCAGAUCACAAAAAAAACUUUCAUUAACAGAAAAUUGCAAACUUUAAUAUUGACAACUUGAAUUUUAAUAGGAAAUAUUAGUUAAAAUAAUGUUGCUUAAAAUACACAUAAGAUACAAUUAAGUGUUAUGAAUUUAAAAAAAAGUCCACCAACCACACAACUUAUGAGGUAACCAUAAAUGUUUAUUCACACAGCAACACCAUUUAGACUACAAUAAUUACUUCAUGAGCUAAUUUAAAUAUAAUGUAACAAACACAAACAUUUCAUUUCAUUUGAAUGCAAAACAAAAGAUAUGGCUUCUGAAAAACAAUGUUGACACCAGGCCAAUAAAGAAAAACAUUUUUUUCUUUUUUUUUUCUAAGAGGUAGUUUUAAAGGUUUAUGCUACUUGUGUGCAAACUGUUGAUUACCUGCCCAGAGGUAUUAUUUUUGGCAUUUUCAAGACAGGCCUUUGUGUUUUAAGAUAUGAGGUAUAUUGACAUGCAUGAGUGACACGGAAGUAAAGAGUUUGCAUUUAGACUUUUUUUUACAUGUUCUAAUUGCAUGGGGCAUGGUAAAUUGUUUCAAUGAAUACAUCUUCAUAAUGCAUUUUACAUAACAGAGAAAUCUCCAAACUCACAAUAUUACAAAAGAUCCAAUCAAAAGGAAACAACAAAAGAAAAAGAUAAAAUAA